This is a messenger RNA of Phyllotreta striolata, 483 nucleotides long. NCBI's taxonomy places the organism in Eukaryota, Metazoa, Arthropoda, Insecta, Coleoptera, Chrysomelidae. The record is from the annotation of a GenBank genome assembly.
AUGAGUAAUCAAAACCACAAAAUGGGCUCAGUAGUGCUAAAAUCGCUAUCGAUUUUGCUAGGAUUGUUUUUUAUAUUUGUGGGGUUCAUAAAAAUCUCCAGUGUUCUCUCCAAGGAUUUGCACAAAGAUUUGAGGAAAGAAUACGUUAAAUAUUCCAAAGUGUUUCCUUUCUCGGAAAUGCUAGAUUUUAAAAUUCCUUCCAAAUGGUACAGGAGAACUGUGGGAGGAUUAGAAAUGAUUUGCGGCAGUGCAAUGGCUUUUUGGCCUAACCAUAAAAUAAAAAAUUUAUCGAAUAUUGUUCUGCUCGUGCUUACCUUGAUGGCGGUGUAUUCCCAUUACAUGGUGGCGGAUAAGCUCGAGAGGACGGCGCCCGCUUUGGUAUUUCUGUUCAUGCUCAGCGGCAGGUUGGUGGUGUAUUUCCAGCUGCAGAAGAGAGAAGAGGAGCUCAUGGAGCCGACUACCAACGGUUUUAAACACGAAUAA